Lathyrus oleraceus (garden pea) is the source of this 666-nucleotide messenger RNA. RefSeq lists its product as uncharacterized. Gene Ontology annotation, biological process: meristem development; meristem maintenance. The transcript is spliced from 2 exons. The record is from RefSeq and is a predicted model, not a curated record. Bases 1 to 666 code for a protein of 221 amino acids. Lineage: Eukaryota; Viridiplantae; Streptophyta; Magnoliopsida; Fabales; Fabaceae.
AUGGGUGAUGACCAACAGGUGGCACUCCACAGAGCGAAUGUUAUGAGAGCAUACUUGAUAUAUUUGGUUGGUAUUGUGAUUUUUGUGGACAAGAGUGCCACUUAUACAGAUGUUGUCUACCUACAGUACUUUCAAGAUUUUGAGCGGAUUCAUGAGUACAACUGGGGGGACGCUUGUUUGAUCUACCUGUACUCGAAGUUGAGAGAGGGCUUCAUUAUUGAUAAUUCGUGUGUUCCAAACUUUUCAUUUCAGACUUGGAUUCUCCAGCACUUUCCGCGCAUCUUCGGCUGGACGAGUGUUAACACUUACACUGAGGAUAUGUCGUGUGCUACUGCUUUUCCCCCGCUCAAAAGGAACCAGAUGACUGAGCAUUUCAGAGUGUAUCUUGACUGUUUGGUUGGCGAGGAGAUGCCCUUCAACAGCUAUGUCGAUCACCAUCAAGCACAACCAUACGAGAUAGUGUUAUACUCUGAAUGGUUGGCCUACGGAUCGUGUCUCACUGCUCCUCCUCUUCCCGAGCACGUCAUGCGACAGUUUGGCUACACUCAAACCAUUCCCAGACACCCUAUUGUCUCCACUCCUCCUGCUUUGACAUGUAGACAGAUAGAUGACAUGUUUGAUGAUUAUGAGAGUCAUCUGGUACUAGAGGAGGCAGGAGUAUCAUAG